UUUGACUAUAAAUAUUCCUUCUCAUUCCUUGUGACCCUGUUAACAGCUCCGCUGGCAAACCCCGAUUCUCUGGCAAUAUUUAAGCUGCCUGUCAGUUGGCAGAGCCUUGGUGGUGCCCGGCGCGGGGAGCAGAAUAAGACCCAGCUGAGCACAAUUGACGCACCAGGACCAGGAGAGCUCAGCCUGCCCAGGAAGCCAUGGAGCCCACGAGCGUCCCCCCGGCCUCUGUGACCCCCUCGUGGGACGCGUUUCCCCAGCAGACGCUGGAGCCCAUCGACAUCGCUGUCCUCGUGCUGUACUUCCUCUUCGUCCUCGCCGUCGGGCUGUGGUCCAUGUGGAAGACGCAGCGCAGCACCGUCAAGGGCUAUUUCCUGGCCGGAGGACAGAUGGUCUGGUGGCCUGUGGGUGCAUCCCUGUUUGCCAGCAAUGUUGGAAGUGGCCACUUCAUCGGCCUGGCUGGGUCGGGAGCUGCCUCAGGAAUCGCUGCAACAGCCUACGAGUGGAAUGGAAUGUUCUGUGUCCUGGUGCUUGCCUGGCUCUUCCUGCCCAUCUACAUCGCAUCGGGGGUCACCACCAUGCCCGAGUACUUGCGGAAACGUUUCGGAGGCAAAAGGAUUCAGGUGUUCCUGGCCAUUCUCUACUUGUUCAUCUACAUCUUCACCAAAAUAUCGGUGGACAUGUACGCCGGGGCCCUGUUCAUCCAGCAGGCCCUGCACUGGGACCUGUACAUCGCCGUGGCGGGGCUGCUCGCCAUCACCGCCGUCUACACCGUGUCGGGUGGCCUGGCAGCCGUGAUCUACACCGAUGCUCUGCAGACCCUCAUCAUGCUCAUCGGGGCCUUGACUCUCAUGGUCUUCAGCUUUAUUGAAGUUGGUGGCCUGGAAGGUUUGCAGACAAAAUACUUCAACGCCAUUCCCAGCAUCCGCAAGGAGAACAGCAGUUGUGGCUUGCCCAGAGAAGAUGCUUUUCACAUCUUCAGAGACCCUGUUAACUCUGACCUUCCCUGGCCAGGAGUUUUGGUGGGAAUGACCAUCCCGUCCCUGUGGUACUGGUGCACAGACCAGGUCAUUGUUCAGAGGUCCCUUGCUGCCAAAAACCUCUCCCACGCCAAAGGAGGCUCCUUGAUGACCUCCUACUUGAAGAUUUUGCCCCUCUUUAUGAUGGUAAUGCCAGGCAUGAUCAGCAGGGUUCUCUUCCCAGAUCUGGUGGCUUGUGCAGAUCCGGAAAAUUGCCAAAAAAUCUGUGGCAACCCGUCUGGCUGUUCCGAUAUCGCUUAUCCCAAGCUGGUGUUAGAGCUUCUGCCUGUGGGACUCAGGGGCCUGAUGAUGUCAGUGAUGAUAGCAGCCCUCAUGUCCUCCCUGACUUCCAUCUUUAAUAGUGCCAGCACCAUUUUCACCAUGGACCUCUGGAAACACUUCCGUCCGCGUUGCUCCGAGUGGGAGCUCAUGAUCGUCGGCAGGGUCUUUGUGCUGCUGCUCACUGUGAUCUCCAUCCUGUGGAUCCCCUUGGUGCAGGCUGGCCAGGGCGGGCAGCUCUUCAUUUACAUCCAGUCCAUCAGCUCCUACCUGCAGCCGCCCGUGGCCAUGGUGUUCAUCCUGGGCUGCUUCUGGAAGAGAGCCAACGAGAAGGGCGCGUUCUGGGGGCUGGUGGUGGGGCUGCUGCUGGGCGUCGUUCGGCUGGUGCUGGACUUCGUGUACCCCGAGCCCCAGUGCGGCGAGGCCGACGCCCGGCCCGGCGUGGUGAAGUACAUGCACUACCUGUACUUCUCCAUGGUGCUGGCAGCCGUCUCCACGCUCACCGUGCUGCUCGUCAGCGUGGCCACCGAGCCCCCCGGCCCCGAAAUGAUAAGUCGGCUCACCUGGUUCACGCGAGGGGACCCUCCGCUCAAGCAAGACCUGGCAGUCAGCCCCGGCCCCGCCGCUGCCAGAGGAGCGAGCGACGCCGAGCGCCCCGCUCUCCAGCUUGAGCUAAACAUUGCCUCUGACAGUAGUGCAGAGGAGAAGAAAUGUUCAGGGCGUGCUGAAGGAAUCAUAGAAUUAGAAAUGACAGAAUAUCCUGAGUUGGAAGGGACCCAUCAGCAUCAUCCAGUCCAACUCCUGGCCCUGCCCAGGACACCCCAACACUCCCCCCUGUCCCUCAGAGCGUUGCCCAAACCCUCCUGGAGCUCUGGCAGCCUUGGGGCUGUGCCCACUGCCCUGGGGAGCCUGUUCAGUGCCAACCACCCUCUGGGGAGGAAUCUUCUCCUAAGAUCCAACCUAAGCCUGCCCUGACACAGCUCCAGCUGUUCCCUGGGUGCUGUCACUGCUCACAGGGAGCAGAGAUCGGAGCUGCCCCUUGGGAGGAAGCUGCAGACCCUGGUGAGGUCUGACCUCAGUCUCCUCCAGGUGGAGAAAGGCUUUACCUGACGUUUUACCUAAGCAGGAGUUUAGUUUCUUUUCCAUCUUUUGAUGGCAUUACUUAAGCUGGAAGCCAAGGAGCUGGAUGGGAUACAGAGCCAUGCCUGUUAUCCCACCUCAGUGACUGGUGCCGUGGCACCUGCUGCCAGGAGAACUGGUUGGAACAGGGGAGGGUGGAACAACACCACAGUUAUGUUGAUGAAAUUCCAUUUCUGUUUUUCAGCGGUGUUUUCUGAUCGGCUCUAGCAGCAGGGAGAACCCAGAGCCCUGGGCCGAGCUCUUGACAGAUCAGUGAAGGAGGAUUUGCAUUUUUUAAAACUUGUACUUGUCGGUAUUAGGUACAACCUUGUGCAGCCACUCACUGCAUUCUCCAGUGAUGAUCUGCAUAUCCUGUUUUUGCCAGGCUUGGGCCCUGUUUAUGUAACAUUGCAGCUUUUGCAGAGUGUUCCUUUGAUCCAUAAAAAGUUAUUGUCAGUUAAUGAGUUAGGGCACAGCUCUCCCACUGAUGGGAAGUCUUGAGUUUGCUGUGCACGAGCAUUGCCUUUCCAGCACUUAGUCCUGCGUCCCAACCCACACCAGAGGUGGCAAAAAUUCAGUUUACAUGUGUGUGGCACGGAGAGCCCUCCCUGCACUAGAGCAGGGCCUUGCCUGGGGGGCUGCAGGGCACCGAGCAGCCAGAGCUCAGUUUUUAGGGUUGGUUUAAACCGUUGGGAACAGCAGAACCUGAGCUCAGAGCUCCAGGGAGGAUGGAACAGGUACCACAGCCCCAAGAGACGAUGCCUGAAGGACUCCCUACAGCUCAACGUAGCGAGAGUGUUCACUUGGACACUGCUGGUGCAUUUCUGCAUCAACACCCUUUGAACAGGAGCACACGGGACAGUCCUGGGGUUUGCUCUGUUGAUGAGAUUCAUCCCUCACUCCUGACUCUCUUUUAGGUGCGACUGAGGCCAAAGGCAGCUCGAAGCUGAUGAGCACCUUCCUGUGGCUCUGUGGGAUGGAGCGCAGGCAGGAGAGCACUGAGAGCACAGCACCACCCAAACCUGAGCCCCUGCC
Molecule: messenger RNA, 3449 nt
Organism: Myiozetetes cayanensis
Lineage: Eukaryota; Metazoa; Chordata; Aves; Passeriformes; Tyrannidae
Gene: SLC5A11
Product: solute carrier family 5 member 11
Exons: 16
Coding region: 198-2270 (690 amino acids)
Biological process (GO): transmembrane transport
Cellular component (GO): plasma membrane
Molecular function (GO): D-glucose:sodium symporter activity
Source: RefSeq, a predicted model, not a curated record